Argentina anserina (silverweed cinquefoil) is the source of this 1507-nucleotide messenger RNA. RefSeq names its product histone-lysine N-methyltransferase EZA1-like. Gene Ontology annotation, molecular function: histone H3K27 methyltransferase activity; chromatin binding; protein binding. The record is from RefSeq and is a predicted model, not a curated record. Gene Ontology annotation, cellular component: nucleus. Lineage: Eukaryota; Viridiplantae; Streptophyta; Magnoliopsida; Rosales; Rosaceae. Gene Ontology annotation, biological process: heterochromatin formation.
AUGGAAAAUAGAAAAUCUUUACAUGACCCAACUAUUGUGCCAGGUAAUUUGCAGUGGCCUUCCAAGAAACAGAAGAGAUUAGAUGCAUUGCAUUUAGCAACUGGAAGUAGUACACCAAUCCUGGUUCAAGAUCACUCUACCAGUUCUGAACAAGGGAACUCAGAUGCUGGUUUAUCAGAUACAAAUGAACUUAAAACGACCAACAACGAAUCCAUGGGACAUACUUCAAAGGAACUUGUUUGUUAUGGUAGUUCUUCCUGCAAUAAAUCUAUGGAUGAUGUGAAAGAUGAACCAAAAGAUGUAAUAGAAGUACUGAAGCAGCUGUCCAAAUAUACAGGAGGCCAAACUGAAGGACAGUGUAGCAGCAGCUCUGAAUGGAAGGCAGUAGAGAAAGAAUUAUACAUGAAGGGAUUAGAGAUAUUUGGGAGAAACAGUUGCCUCAUAGCCAGGAACUUACUUUCUGGCUUCAGAACUUGCUUGGAAGUGUCCAUUUUCAUGCAUGAUGCUGAAGCUUCAAUGCCUAACAGAUCUGUUGUUGGAUUCAUGGAAGACAAUGGAAAAGCUGACACAGAUCAGAGUGAACAAGAUAUGCAGACAAAGUCACGGUCAUUUCGUAGGAGGGGCAAAGCACGGAGGCUUAAAUAUUCUUGGAAGUCUGCAGGUCACCCAUCAGUCUGGAAAAGGAUUGCUGAUGGAAAAAACCAGUCUCGCAAACAACAUAUACCAUGUGGAUGCCAGUCUGCAUGUGGAAAGGAAUGUUCUUGUCUGCAAAAUGGAACCUGCUGCGAGAAAUACUGUGGAUGCUCAAAGAGCUGCAAAAACAGAUUCAGGGGCUGCCACUGUGCAAAAAGUCAAUGCCGAAGUAGGCAGUGCCCCUGCUUUGCCGCCGAUCGUGAAUGUGACCCAGAUGUCUGUCGCAAUUGUUGGGUUAGUUGUGGGGAUGGUUCAUUAGGAGAGCCGCCAAAACAGGGCGAUAGUCAAUGUGGAAACAUGAGGCUUCUUCUAAGGCAACAACAGAGGAUUCUCUUGGGUAAAUCUGAUGUUGCUGGGUGGGGAGCCUUUUUAAAGAACCCUGUAAGCAAAAAUGAUUAUCUUGGUGAAUAUACUGGUGAACUUAUCUCCCACGAGGAAGCAGAUAGACGUGGGAAGAUUUAUGAUCGUGCAGACUCGUCAUUCCUUUUUGACUUGAACGAUCAGUGGGUCCUAGAUGCUUACCGAAAAGGAGACAAGCUCAAAUUUGCAAACCACUCAAAGAAACCUAACUGUCAUGCAAAGGUAAUGCUGGUCGCGGGAGAUCACAGAGUAGGCAUAUUUGCCAAGGAGCAUAUUGAUGCUGGUGAGGAGAUCUUCUUUGAUUACUGUUACCCACCGGAAACCGAAAUCCCAUGGGCUCAAGCUGAGGGUACGACGAGGGAUGAUUCAUCUGUCUCCCAAGUCAGAGCAAAGAAACACCAAUCUCAUUAAAUGGAAAAUUGGCAUGGCUUGGGGUUGUAUAUACUGAAUAAUA